AUGUACCAGCAUAUUCCUACCAACGAUACAUCUGGGCCAGCCUGUCAGGGACAGGGAGAAUCCAAUACCAGUAGAACCAUUAGACAAAACAUAACUCAAAAGCCCGGGAAAUACAGCAAACAUGCUGUUGUACAGUUGUCUGAAGUAGAAGUCAUCGGUUGUACGCCGGGGCUGUAUGGAGAGAACUGUAAUUUGUCUUGCUCGGCACAGUGCACCGAUGAAUUAUGCUUCUCCAAUGCUACUUGUGUGCUAGGUUGUAAUGCCGGCUACCUGGGACCAUAUUGCAAUGAAAAGUGUAACAACUUCACCUUCGGGAUCAACUGCUCACAAACCUGUGGUUCAUGUUGGAAUGGAACAGCUUGUGAAAAGAUCACAGGAUUAUGUUCUGAAGGAUGCGAACCAGGUUGGCAGGAACCCAACUGCUUAACAGAGUGUAACAACUUCACCUUCGGGAUCAACUGCUCACAAACCUGUGGUUCAUGUUGGAAUGGAACAGCUUGUGAAAAGAUCACAGGAUUAUGUUCUGAAGGAUGCGAACCAGGUUGGCAGGAACCCAACUGCUUAACAGAGUGUAACAACUUCACCUUCGGGAUCAACUGCUCACAAACCUGUGGUUCAUGUUGGAAUGGAACAGCUUGUGAAAAGAUCACAGGAUUAUGUUCUGAAGGAUGCGAACCAGGUUGGCAGGAACCCAACUGCUUAACAGAGUGUAACAACUUCACCUUCGGGAUCAACUGCUCACAAACCUGUGGUUCAUGUUGGAAUGGAACAGCUUGUGAAAAGAUCACAGGAUUAUGUUCUGAAGGAUGCGAACCAGGUUGGCAGGAACCCAACUGCUUAACAGAGUGUAACAACUUCACCUUCGGGAUCAACUGCUCACAAACCCGUGGUUCAUGUUGGAAUGGAACAGCUUGUGAAAAGAUCACAGGAUUAUGUUCUGAAGGAUGCGAACCAGGUUAA
Messenger RNA from Ylistrum balloti, 960 nucleotides. Its product is annotated as multiple epidermal growth factor-like domains protein 11. Lineage: Eukaryota; Metazoa; Mollusca; Bivalvia; Pectinida; Pectinidae. Bases 1 to 960 code for a protein of 319 amino acids. Gene Ontology annotation, molecular function: scavenger receptor activity. The transcript has 8 exons. The record is from RefSeq and is a predicted model, not a curated record.